CUUGUUGCAUCAUGGACCAUCUAUAUGAUGUUAGAAUUCGUCAUAUUUAUUAUCAGGUUAUACCAUGUUGCACCUAGCUAGAUGGAAAAUAAUGUUGCUAUUGAGUUGUGAAAGAAGUAAAAUGCUCAUAACAUUGUUGUUGAUUGAAGUAAGAUUUGAUGAAAGGCAGAUACUACAAACAUGAUUUUAGAAAGCAAAGUGAAAAAUAAUCAUGAUUGAGUCGAGCUAGUGAUGGUGUCAGUGCUGAUAAUGAUUCAGUAGGCCAUGAUCAGGUUGAAAGGAUUGAGUUGUCUCAAGUAGGCGAUGAUCCCGUCAUUCGAUCUGGCCAACUUGUUGGAAUACUUUAUGAUUUUGGAAGGAGUAAAAUAUGAAAAGAGAGAAGUUCACACCAUGUGAAAGAAUCAAAUGGUUUUCUUAUUCCACAACACUACAAUUACAUUCUGAGUUUCCUUAUAUAGCAAGUAGCUCAACUAACUUUCAAAACAAACUUAACAAACUAGUUACUUGAAUAGCAAGUAACUGUCAAAACUUACUCUAUCUAUUAGUUAACGAACCAACGUUGAAUUAUAUCACAAUACACCGCCUAAUUCAUGUCGGAUAGAGCCUUCCUUCCCAUCAUGUUCUUUAGUUCAUCAAACCUACUUUUACAAAAUAUGAAUUUUUUAUUAAGAGAUUAUAUUAAGAUAACUUUUUAAAUAUCAAAUGAGAUUUAAGUUGUUGAAAGUGAUGGAUGCUGAACGUUGGCGUCCUAUGGCUGUCGAGGAACACCUUAAAGUUCUCUGUUCGUCGUACUCGAAAACAAAUAUUCAAAUUUCGCAUAUAACACAAAUGCAUGCAGAAAUACCCUGCCUAUCUUACAAUUCUCCACACACAAUGGUCCCAAGACUUAGCUGUUACAUUCCUAAUUCAUAUUCCCAUGUUCACACACACGCAAGCCAAACUCCACAUGAAUCCUGUUAUUCAAACCACACAAUUUCAAUUCUAAACCAAAUUAGGCAAUGCCUAAUUCUUUAUUAUAGCAUUCACAUUUCACACGCAAAAUCAUAACUCAUAACUUUCAUUCAAGUUUUUGCAGUACCAUUUUGUUUUCUGAAAAUCAAUGGCUACAAACUGGAAUUUUUUUUCUAUCCCCAACAGCACUAUCACUUACCCUCAUUGGUAUUCACCAAAACCUGGAAUUUACAGCAGUUUACAGUCUCCUAGGAACCUUCCAACAGACCCUUUUCUCGAUGUUGUUUCCUUCAUUUUUUCUCACCCUCAUGACGGGGUUUUAGCCCUUAUUGAUUCCUCAUCUGGGACUUCCAUUUCUUACUCAAAUUUGUUAACUUUAGUCAAAUCCUUGGCUUCUGGUCUUCAUAAAAUGGGUGUUUCACAAGGUGAUGUUGUUUUGCUUUUACUUCCAAAUUCAAUUUACUAUCCUAUUGUACUAUUGAGUGUUAUGUAUCUAGGUGCUGUUGUUACACCAUUGAAUCCUUUUAGUAGUGUUGGCGAAAUUCGUAAGCAGGUUAAGGAGUGUCGUGUGAGCUUUUCUUUUACUAUACCUGAAAAUAUCAAGAAGCUAGAGUCAUUAGGCAUUCCUGUUAUUGCUGUGCCAGAAAAUGAAAUGGAUUUGAAGCAUGAUUGUUUCUCAUGUUUUUAUAACCUUACUUAUGGUAAAUUCUAUUCAAUAAAGAAAAACCUUAUUUAUGGUGACUUUGAUUUGCCUCAAAGGCCGGUUAUUAAACAAGAAGACACUGCUGGUAUAUUAUAUUCUUCUGGUACUACAGGUGUGAGCAAAGGAGUUGUUUUAACUCAUAGAAAUCUUAUUGCUAUGGUUGAGCUUUUUGUGAGGUUUGAAGCUUCUCAAUAUGAUUACUCUAGUUCCAAGACUGUGCAUCUAGCUGUUUUGCCUAUGUUCCAUUUAUAUGGUUUAGCGCUCUUUGCUACCGGAUUAUUGUCACUGGGUUCUACAAUCGUUGUAAUAAGGAAAUAUGACAUUGAUGAGGCUAUUAGGGCGAUUGAUAAAUAUAAAGUUACACACUUUCAUGUCGUUCCAAUGAUGUUGUCGGCAUUGACAGCGAAGGCAAAGGAUGGUAAUGGAAGUAAGUUGCAGAGUUUAAGACAUGUCUCUUGCGGUGCAGAGCCUUUGAGCAAAGGAGCUAUAAAAGAUUUUGUCCAAGCUUUCCCUAAUGUUGAUUUUAUACAGGGUUAUGGAAUGACUGAGUCGGGCGCAGUAGGAACACGCGGCUUCAAUACUGAUAAGUUUCACAACUAUUCCUCACUAGGGUUGUUAGCUCCAAACAUAGAGGCAAAAGUGGUAGAUUGGAAAAGUGGUACAUUUUUGCCCCCAGGCCUCAGCGGUGAGCUUUGGUUGAGAGGGCCUUCAAUUAUGAAAGGAUACUUGAAUAAUGAGGAAGCUACAAUGUCAACAAUUGAUAAAGAUGGUUGGAUACAUACUGGAGAUAUUGUUUAUUUUGAUCAAGAUGGAUAUUUAUAUAUGUCUGGCCGUUUGAAAGACAUUAUAAAAUACAAGGGCUUUCAGAUUGCUCCUGCUGAUUUAGAAGCUUUGUUAAUUUCGCAUCCUGAAAUAGUUGAUGCCGCCGUUACAGCUGGCAAGGUUGAUGUAGCUGGGGAGAUUCCAGUGGCAUUUGUGGUCAAGAAAGUCGGAAGUGUACUUUCUUCACAGCAUGUGAUCGAUUACGUUGCUAAGCAGGUUGCUCCAUACAAAAAGGUUCGGAAAGUGGUCUUCACAGACAAGAUACCGAGAUCUGCGACUGGGAAAAUCCUCCGAAAGGAACUCAGGAAUUGCUUGACUUCUAAGCUCUGAGGCAUUUUUGUGGACAUAUCUAGAGAGUGAUCCUGAAAAAUCACCAAAGACUAUGCAUAGUGGGUUAUCAUGACAUGAAAUAGGUUGAAUAUGAUUGUUUUUAUACAUGCACCAUUCGUUCUAUUAAAGGAAUAAAGAACAUUGUAUCUAAAAAAAAUCGAUUCUACAUAUCUUUUUUAUUUAUUUGUGAAUAUAGAACUAUAGCAGAGAUUAGAGUCCAAAAACCAGAAGAAGAAAAAACUAUCAAUUACUGUGUCAUGUACACCUCUAAUCAAUUAUAUUAAGAGAUCCUUA
Molecule: messenger RNA, 3100 nt
Organism: Medicago truncatula (barrel medic)
Lineage: Eukaryota; Viridiplantae; Streptophyta; Magnoliopsida; Fabales; Fabaceae
Product: 4-coumarate--CoA ligase-like 6
Exons: 6
Coding region: 1100-2806 (568 amino acids)
Biological process (GO): ubiquinone biosynthetic process
Cellular component (GO): peroxisome
Molecular function (GO): CoA-ligase activity
Source: RefSeq, a predicted model, not a curated record